Molecule: messenger RNA, 1938 nt
Organism: Staurois parvus
Lineage: Eukaryota; Metazoa; Chordata; Amphibia; Anura; Ranidae
Source: the annotation of a GenBank genome assembly
AUGAGACACCAGAGGCUUCAUAAGAAGAAAAAGCUGACGUGCAACCAGUGUGGCAAAAUCUUCCCGUACAAGUCGCACCUGAUUCGCCACCAGAGCGUCCACACUGGGGAGCGGGCCUUUGUCUGCUCGGAGUGCGUCAUAACCCAUCGCAGAAUCCACACUGGCGAGAAGCCAUUCGUCUGCCCCAUAUGCGGAAAGGCCUUUGCCCAGAGCUCCAACCUUCUUUCCCACCAGAGAGGCCACACCGGCGUCAAGAAAUUCAUCUGCAGAGAAUGUGGGAGGAGCUUCCUUUCCAACUCUCUGCUCACCAUCCACCAGAGGACCCAUACAGGAGAGCGACCUUAUGAGUGUUCAGAGUGCGGCAAACGCUUCACUCAAAAACAGCACCUGCAGGUCCAUCAGCGCACCCACACCGGGGUGAAGCCGUACCGGUGCGACGAGUGCGGGAAAAGAUUCGCUACAACAACAAGCCUUUCGAUGCACGAGAAGGGCCACACGGGAGAAAGGCCGUUCCAGUGCUCUGAAUGCGGCAAAGGUUUCACCAUGAAGCACUUGCUCCAUCGGCACGAGAUGAACCACACAGGCGCCAAGCCGUUUCCUUGUUCCGAAUGUGGCAAAAGCUUCCCGACCAUGCCUCGCCUACGAAGCCACCAGCUGACCCACACUGGAGAAAAGCCCUACGAAUGUCCAGAGUGCGGGAGACAUUUCUCUACCAACUCGCACCUCUACAGCCACAAAGCCACCCACACCGGAGAAAAGCCCUUCAAAUGCUCUGAGUGCGGAAGAGGGUUUGCCCGCAGGAGCCACCUACGUGGCCACCAAACUGUCCACACCGGUGAGAAGGCCUUCCAGUGCCAAGAAUGUGGGAAGCAGUUCACGCAGAAGGAAGAGCUUAGAAAGCACGAAAAGACUCACACCGGAGAGAAACCAUUCACCUGCUCCGAGUGCGGGAAAGGAUUCCGAGACAAAGCCCGCUUGGUGGUCCACCAACGGGGCCACACCGGUGAAAAGCCAUUCACUUGCCCUGAUUGCGGGAAAGGCUUCAGCGACAACGGAAACCUCGCCCGACAUCGGAAAACCCACGCUGGUCAUAAACCAUUCUCAUGUUCUGAGUGUGGGAAAUCUUUCCUUCGCAACGCUCAACUUCUCUCCCACCGGAGGUCCCACACAGGCGAGAAACCCUACGCGUGCUCAGAAUGCGGCGAAGGCUACAAAGAUAGCUCCGAGCUGACGAGACAUAAAAUGACCCACAGCGACGAGAGGCCGUUUUCUUGCUCAGAGUGCGGAAAAUGUUUUAGAGACAAGAAGAGCCUAGUCUUGCACCAUCGGAGCCACACCGGGGAAAAGCCUUACGAGUGCCGGGAAUGCGGGAAAUGUUUCAGCUGCAACGGGAACCUUAGGGCCCACGAGCGGAUACACACGGGAGAGCGCCCUUACGAAUGUCCUGAGUGCGGAAAAUGUUUUGCCACCAGCUCCCAGCUCACCAGCCACAAGACCUCCCACAGCGAGGAGAAACGUUACGAGUGCUCCGAGUGCGGCAAGCGCUUCCGGUGGAAAAGUCUUCUAGUCGUUCACGAGAGGCGCCAUAGAGGAGAGAAGCCCUUCGAGUGUCGUCAGUGCGGGAAAGCCUUUGCCGGGAAGUCUAAUCUUCUCACUCAUGAGAGGAGCCACAUUGGAGAGAGACCGUUCACCUGCUCCGAGUGUGGGAAAUGCUUUGUAGCCAAGCACACCCUGUCCCGCCAUAUGGUCAUCCACACGGGCGAGAAGCCUUUCACCUGUCCGGAAUGUGGCAGGCAGUUCAAGCUUAAGCAAACCCUGUGUAGCCAUCUACGCACUCACACACGAACCCAGCCCUCUGGAGGAACAGACUUUAAAAGUCCGAGGGUCAGUCCUGAUUGGGGAACGUCCCUUGAAGAACCUCAGGUCUGGCCCAAGUAG